UCCAAAUAUAAAUAAGUGCCAAAAGGAACAGUAAAUUCAGGCAACAACAUGGCCGGGGAAGAUGAAGGGUUCUUUAAAAAUUUUCAUGAGAGCAUUAGCAACGCUCUAGACGACGUGACAAAAAAUAAUUUCGCAAAUUUCGAAACAAACCCAAAACGGGUAUCCUAUUUAUCUAGUUUACCCAUCGUAAAAUCCUUCGACCUUGCCGCUGAAGUGGAAAAGUGUAAAAGUGGCGGACAGUUCCCCGUGAAAAAGGAUUUAGAGAAAGCACGAAACCUGAAAAAUGAAGGCAACAAAGCUGUGCAAAAAGGCGAUUGGGUUAAAGCCAUGCGUUUGUACAGCAUUAGCAUGUUAUAUAUGCCACAAAAAGAAACCGAAGAAUUGUCCAUUGUGUUCGCGAACCGAUCGGCGGCACUUAAUCAUUUGGAACGAUAUGAAGAGUCCUUGGAUGACAUAAAACGGUGUAUCGCUUUGGGCUAUCCACGGCAUCUACGGUACAAAGUUUACGAACGUAGAGCAAGGUGUCUGCUCGUUCUUAAAAGAAAUCAAGAAAGCAUUAAGGCUUUCCAAGACACUAUUUUAGCUCUUGAUGAAGCUAACACUUUGGACAAGGAAAAGAGGCAAAAGCUGAGAACUGAUGCUAAACUUAUGCUAGAAGUAUUGAACAAGGGUCAAGUCUUAGCUGGUCAUCCUAAAGACCCUGAACCAGUAACUAAAACGCCACCUAAACCAAAACUCCCAGGGAAACACAAUUCAAACUAUCCUGCCGCAUCCGAAGCUAUCCAAAUAGAUUUUGAUGAAAUUAGAGGAAGAUAUGCGACAGCAGCAAGAGACAUUCACGCUGGAGAAACAAUUUUGAUCGAGAAACCACACAGCGGAGUCCUUUUGGGAGAAUAUUCUGCAACACAUUGUCAAAACUGCUUCAUUAAAUGUCCUAUACCAUUAGCGUGUCCAACGUGUCCAAACGUCGUUUUCUGUAGCGAUAAGUGUAAAGAAACAGCAUUGAAAUCGUAUCACAGCUACGAGUGUCAUAUAUUACCAUUACUUUGGAAGUCUGGUUGUUCAGUGACUUGUCACAUAGCUCUGCGCAUGAUAACUCAAAACACAAAAGAAUAUUUCCAAGAAAUAAACAAGAACUCAGAUGCGCCACCUCCCUUACCGUAUAAAACUAGCGAUUACAAAAAUAUUCUCAAAUUGGUUUCGCAUGAAGACAAACGGACAAAGCAAGAUUUCUUACACAGAAGCCAAAUGGCGGUAUUCCUAGUUAAGUUGCUGGAAUUGAGCGGAUACUUUGACGAUAAACCUAGAGAUAAGCCCAUUGAAAUUGACGAAAUCAAAUCCAUGUCGAUAUCGAACAAACACUUAGAGGAUCUAGAAUUAUUCGGUGGGUUGUUGUUAAAAAACCUCCAAGUACUUCAAUUUAAUGCUCAUGAAGUAUUUGAGCUGCAAUGCCCAAAGCCAAGACUUGAACAAAAUAUAAUAAAACACAAUGGAGUUUCGGUCUUCAUUGCUGGCGCUGUAUUCCCAACGCUCGCUCUAUUUAAUCACUCCUGCGACCCUGGUGUAGUGAGAUACUUUUGUGGACCAUACAUCGUCGUUCGAGCGGUGAAAAAUAUAAGAAAGGGAGAAGAAGUAGCCGAGAACUAUGGCCCUAUUUUCACCACAAUGCCCAAAGACAAGAGACAGGCGCAACUAAAGGACCAAUACUGGUUUGACUGCAAGUGCCUUCCCUGUGAACAGGAUUGGCCACUAUAUGAAAAGAUGACUGAAAACUAUAUGAGAUUCAAAUGCGAUUCAGACCAGCCGUGCUCCAACGUAAUACCCGUAGCACACGACUGCACGGAGUUCAUGGUGAAAUGUGGUCUGUGCCAACAGUAUACGAACAUUCUGAAGGGGCUAAAGUCACUCCAGGAUACAGAGGUGAUGUACAAGCUAGGCCGUGCUGCUAUGGAAGAGGGAAAAUAUGGACAAGCAAUGAAAAAAUUAGUUGAAGUGUUAAAAUUAUAUGAUACUACACUGGCGCCUCCUUAUCAGUCUUAUUAUGAUUGUGUCCAAGAUCUGCGUCGCUGCAUGUUGUCACUUGGCAACUAUAGUAUCGUAUAACUAUAUAGCAUAUUGUUAACGAUUCUGGUGCUUGAUUGUU
Zerene cesonia (dogface butterfly) is the source of this 2143-nucleotide messenger RNA. RefSeq names its product SET and MYND domain-containing protein 4 (gene Smyd4-3). Bases 49 to 2103 code for a protein of 684 amino acids. Gene Ontology annotation, molecular function: protein binding. The record is from RefSeq and is a predicted model, not a curated record. The transcript is spliced from 7 exons. NCBI's taxonomy places the organism in Eukaryota, Metazoa, Arthropoda, Insecta, Lepidoptera, Pieridae.